AUGUUAUUUGGUGUUAUAAGAUUCAAUCAUAAUUAUCAAUUAGUAUAUAGUAGCAAUGGUCAACUACAACAACAACAUAAUCAAGAAUCAUUGUUGGUUGAAAUCUCCCCUAUCACAAUUCAUGAUCAAGCUUUAAUAGCUUUUAAAAAAAUGUAUCAAGUUAGAGUUGAGGCAGUUGCAAUUGUUAAUGAUGAAAUAUCAGUAGCUGAUUUAUGUGGUUUAAAUAGAGAUCAUUUGAAUGGUUUAAAGAAACCUGUCAUAAUGUUCCUUAAAUCAACCAAAGGUGCAUUAAUUAAACCAUUAACUUGUCACCAGAAAAUUACUUUGAGUCAGAUAUUAUGCAUAAUAAGACUCAUCAAGCUUGUGAUGUAG
Entrophospora sp. SA101 is the source of this 372-nucleotide messenger RNA. The record is from the annotation of a GenBank genome assembly. NCBI's taxonomy places the organism in Eukaryota, Fungi, Glomeromycota, Glomeromycetes, Entrophosporales, Entrophosporaceae.